UGUGUGUGUGUAGGUGGGUCGGGGGGUCAUUAAUAACUAAUUAGAGGCUCAGAGCCACAGGCUGCUAUAAGUGGAGCUGAUCCGGAGGGAGCGCAUCAGAGUCCCGCACACAUGGGUUCGGUUCUGCCCGCGGAGGCGCUCGCGCUGAAGUCCAGGUUCAGGUCUCAGCUGUGUGAGAUCAUCACCUCUGAUAUCCUGCACAGCUUCCUGUACGGCCGAUGGAGGAACGUGCUGGGAGAGAAUCCGUGCGAGGAGCAGCAGAGGACCGCGUUCACCGCCGAGGCUCUGGCGCAGUCCUUCACCGGAGAGGUGCAGAAGCUGUCUAGUCUGGUCCUGCCCAGCGAGGUCAUCAUCGCCCAGAGCUCAGUCCCUGGAGAAGGUCUGGGGAUUUUCUCCAAGACCUGGAUCAAAGCUGGCACUGAGAUGGGCCCGUUCUCCGGGAGGCUCGUGUCCCCCGAGCACGUGGACCUGCGGAAGAACAAUAACCUCAUGUGGGAGGUGUUUAAUGAGGACGGCACAGUGCGCUGCUUCAUCGAUGCCAGUCAGGAGGACCAGCGCAGCUGGAUGACCUACAUUAGAUGUGCCCGGAACGAGCAGGAGCAGAACCUGGAGGUGCUUCAGAUCGGCAGCAGCAUCUUCUACAGAGCUCUGGAGACUAUUCCUCCGGAGCAGGAGCUGCUGGUUUGGUAUGGGAAUUCCCACAACACUUUCCUGGGUAUUCCUGGUGUUCCAGGCGCAGAGGAGGAGCACCAAAAGAAGAAGAGCGCAGACGACUCUCAGGUUUGCGAACGCCGCGUCUUUCCUCGCUGGGCCUCCCUCUUCCUUCUCGAGUCGCAUGCGCUGCGUUUGCGUCAUCUGCCACCGCGGCUUCAACUCCCGCAGCAACCUGCGCUCGCAACAUGCGCAUCCCAACACUGGGGGGGGGACAAGCCUUCGUCUGUUUGCCGCUUCUGCAGCCGACGGCUUCAGCCAGUCCUCCACGCUGCGCAACCACGUGCGUCUUGCCACACCGGCGAGCGCCCUUACAAGUGCACCGUCUGCCCGAGCGCGUACUCGCAGCUGGCCGGCCUUGCGCGUCAGCAUCAGAAGAGUGCGCGACACAGACCCAGCGGAUCGAACUCUGAGGCCAGGCACCCACAUUGCCAGCCGUUCCCACCUGCACUGCUGCGCCACAUCCCCGCCAUGGUGCUCUGA
Messenger RNA from Cyprinus carpio (common carp), 1194 nucleotides. Its product is annotated as PR domain zinc finger protein 12-like. Lineage: Eukaryota; Metazoa; Chordata; Actinopteri; Cypriniformes; Cyprinidae. Gene Ontology annotation, cellular component: nucleus. Gene Ontology annotation, biological process: neurogenesis. The record is from RefSeq and is a predicted model, not a curated record. Gene Ontology annotation, molecular function: histone methyltransferase binding.